AUGGAAAGGCUGCAAAGCGAUUCUGAGAACUUUCUUCAAUUUCUUAUAAGUUUGAAAGCCGAAGAUUUACGACAUGAGUCGAGAAAUAGCUUUCAGAUUUUCCCGACCCAAUUCAAGGAAAUUUGCAACGUUUAUAUGAUACCAGAGGGUGUAAACCAUCCUAAAGUUAAUUUGGCUUCGGGUAAAAGUGGAUUUUAUCUCGUAACUGGAUAUUCGCGAACUGCAUUAAUUCAAGAUGAAGUAUCGUCAGUAAAUGAUCAAAAUCAGUUCAAUAACAGUUACGAAUCUACGUCCUUCGAAGAAGAAGACGGUGAAGAAUAUCCUGUCUCAUUGACCCUGACGGCAGAAAGAUUCGUUCGCAUAGGUCCAGCAAAUGAUGCCCUUGGCCAAAUGAUCAAUGUUUUCGAGACAUUUCACUCAGAUAACUUACAUGAAGUUGUUUCAUGGAAUAUUGCAGCUGAUUCUAUGAUCCCACUACCAUAUGCUAGCGCUAGGCAACUGUUAUCGUAUUUUGCGUUAUCUCAUACUAGCCCUGUCAGAAAUGGGCAAACGAUAGCAAAACCCUGCUGGAUUUUAACUACGAAGAAUGAAAAAUUAUAUAAGCGAAGUGAUGUACCAAAAUUAGAGAAUCGUCUUACAGCUAGAGGAAUGACGGCCGAAUCUAAAAUGAAAGCGCAAGGAUAUGCACAGUAUCGACUACUUAGCCCGAUUAGUGAGGACUCCAAGUUGAAGAGUAGUUUAACGCUGGAGUUAGUAUGGCAAGGCUUAAAUACAUUAAUUGAAAAACCGGCCUUGAUGUCCGAUGCAAUCCUAAAAUAUUGGAUGUAUUCUAACAAAGAUGUAGAAAUAUGGCCGACUCAUUGUGGUUACAAGGUCGACGUAAUGUCGUCGGUAAAAUCAUUCCUUCAAGAUUGUAAUAACCUAAAUGAACUUACCGAGGCAGUUUCCUACAUUGCCCAAAAACUUGCAGACGGAAGAUUAUUGCCACAGUACCUUUUUUUACAUUGCGAUAGUGAUGAACCGUACAUAUGGACUAUGUCUGCUUCGAACGAAAUGCCAAAUUUUAAUGUUUCAGCGAUUGCUCAUAGUUUCAAUGUUCAUGAAGGAACUGACCAUCAGGAUAAUACAAGUAACAGCGAGCUUUCAACAUCAUAUUUAAUAUCAUCAAGUGAAUGUGACGAAUUCAGUUUAUGA
Messenger RNA from Trichoplax adhaerens, 1194 nucleotides. RefSeq lists its product as uncharacterized. The record is from RefSeq and is a predicted model, not a curated record. Bases 1 to 1194 code for a protein of 397 amino acids. NCBI's taxonomy places the organism in Eukaryota, Metazoa, Placozoa, Uniplacotomia, Trichoplacea, Trichoplacidae. The transcript is spliced from 13 exons.